AAGCAGGGAGGGGGACAGGGUGUGAUAAACGUGCUGGGACAUGCUCAGCCUAGGGCCUUGUGUGUGAACAUUCUCCAUAUCUGAAAGAGGAAACAACCCCCCUGGACGGGCUGGAAAAACAAACCAGAGUGCUGGAGCCUGAACCCACUAGGUAGAGACUACAGUGAAAUAAAAAGGGAAGGUGCUGGGAUUUCUGUCCCAGUUCCCUGUGCGGAGCUCUGUGUCCCAUAUCAGCCUGUGCCUAGUAGGAGUGUGGUAAAUGAGAAGACCCUGUCCUCCUCCGUCUGCUGGGAGGGACAAGGAGCUCUCACCUUCUCUCUGUUCCUUGGAGCCUCCUGGCCACUCUGAGCAGGGUGGGGGUGGGAUUCUGCUCCUCUGGCCCUCCCAGAGUUGUCAUGUCUUUGUGCUUCUUCCCCCAUGAAUAGUGGGCUUGUGGCUGGGGCACCAGGCACUGAGUGGGGAACACCUGUUGUUUCAGAUGCUGGUGACCUUCGAGGAGGUGGCUGUGUAUUUCACUGAGGGGCAGGGGGCUCUGCUGGACCCCAAUCAGAGAGCACUCUACAGGGAUGUCAUGCAGGAGAAUUAUGAGACAGUGACCUCGCUGGCAGGACUCCCCAUUCCCAAACCUAACCUGAUUGCCCAGCUGGAACGAGGGGAAGAGCCAUGGGUCCCAGAUCUCCAGGCCUUCAGAGGAAAGGAAGAUCCCAAGAGGCACCCGCACAGCAGGUGAUAGGACUGUGAGUGAGAACAGGGAGGAGAAUCCACAUCAGGAAAGUAAAACACUGGUGAAACCACAGGGGAUGUUUUUGAGAAGAGCUAAAGGGAAUUCUUCUCAAUGCUGGGAAAAGGUCAAAACCCGGGGAAAUCAACACAAAUCAAAGAGGAACCUGGGAAACCACCCAAGGAAGAAAGUGAAUGAAUCCAUUCAAUAUGGGGUAGGAUGUAACAAUCACAAGGAAACCACAGCCCAGCCAAAAACCCACAUGGAAGAGAGAACCUACAAGUGCUUGGACUGUGGGAAAAGCUUCAGUCGGAACUAUUCCCUUAUACAACAUCAGAGAAUUCAUACAGGAGAGAAACCCUAUAAAUGCUUGCAUUGUGGGAAAAACUUCAGUCGGAACUACACCCUUAUUCUACAUCAGAGAACCCAUAUGGGAGAAAGACCUCCUAAUCAACUUGAUGGUGGGAAAUGUGUCAAUGAGAAUUCAAACCUUAUUACUUAUCAGAAAAUCCACACAGGGGAGAGACCCCAUAAGUGCUUUGAGUGUGGGAAAUGUUUCACUGAGAAGUCAACCCUUGUUAAACAUCAAAGAAUCCACACAGGAGAGAGAGCUCAUAAAUGCUUGCACUGUGGGAAAAGUUUCAGUCGGAAUUAUACCCUUAUUAUACAUCAGAGAAUCCAUACGGGAGAAAAACCCCAUAAAUGCUUGCACUGUGGGAAAAGUUUCAGGCGAAACUACACCCUUAUUCUACAUCAGAGACUCCAUACAGGAGAGAAACCCUAUAAAUGCUUGCACUGUGGGAAAAAUUACAAGCAGAAAUCAAGCCUUUUUUCACAUCAGAAAAUCCAUGCAGGAGAAAAACCCCAUAAAUGCUUGGACUGUGGGAAAAGCUUCAUUCACAGCUCACAGCUUAUUAGACAUGAGAGACUACACACGGGAGAGAGACCUUAUAAAUGCCUCGAAUGUGGGAAAAACUUCAGUCGGAACCAUACCCUUAUUCUACAUCAGAGAAUCCAUACAAGAGAGAGACCCCAUAAGUGCCUCAACUGUGGGAAGUGUUUCAGUCAGAAGACAAACCUUGUUACUCAUCAAAGAAUCCACACGGGAGAGAGACCCCAUAAAUGCAUCGAGUGUGGGAAAUGUUUCAAAGAUAAAUCAAACCUUAUUACACAUCAGAGAAUCCAUACUGGGGGGAGACCACAUGCGUGCCUGGACUGUGGGAAAAGCUACAGUCGGCGGUCACACCUUACUAAACAUCAGAGAAUCCACACAGGAGAGUGCCCCCAUAAAUGCUUGAGCUGUGGGAAAAGUUUCAAUCGGAGCUCAAACCUUGUAACACAUCAGAGAAUCCAUAUGGGAGAGAAACCCUAUAAAUGCUUGGACUGUGGGAAAGGCUUCAGUCAGAGCUCACACCUCAUUAUGCAUCAGAGAAUCCAUACAGGGUAUAAACCCUAUAAAUGUUCUGACUGUGAGAAAACCUUCAUUCAGAGAUCACACCUGCUUAGACAUCAGAAAGUCCACAUGGGAAAGAGAUAUCAUAAAUGCCCAGACUGUGGAAAAAGGUUUAGGAAGAACUCACACCUUAUCAUGCACCAGAGACUCCACGUGGGAGAGACACCUUGAAUGUGGGUGAUGCUUCAGUUGGGCACAUAUCGUAUCAGGCAUCAGCAAAUCCACACAGGGAAGAGUUCUUUUAAAUGUCCUUAGCAUGGAGAAAGCUGCAAUUGGGAAGCUAACUCCAUAUUGGACCUCAGAGACUCCUCUAUACAGGAGAGAAAUGCUGUCUGUGCUCUGACUAGGGCUGGUUACGGUAGUAUGUGACAGCGUACCCCAUAAGGCUUUAUGGGGGGGUGUUUAUAAAUGUAUGUAUGAUAUAACUGAAAUAUGUUUUGUGCUGCCUGUGCCAUGUAACAUAUCUCCGUAAAGGUUAUGGUCUACUAUAUC
Messenger RNA from Chrysemys picta bellii (western painted turtle), 2666 nucleotides. The record is from RefSeq and is a predicted model, not a curated record. NCBI's taxonomy places the organism in Eukaryota, Metazoa, Chordata, Testudines, Emydidae.